AUGAAGGGCGCUUGCUGCACACCAUCACCAGGUGCUCAUUUCAACUUAGGGAAGAUGAAUGAGUGCAUCUGCAGGCCUGCAGGAGGGAACCGACUAUUGAACGCCCUCCAUGGAUGUUUUCUGAGACUCGACACAUUCGUUCUUGCUGCUUUACAGUCAAGCCGUGUGCUUCGCACGGCUGAAGUGGCUCCUGGGUUCCGGAAGCGAUGGCCUCUCCAUCCUGGACGUUCCACAUCGCCCAUCACCAAUACCUUAUGCAAGCUGCAUCGCGAUCGGGUCGAGUUGCGGACAACUCAGAGGCCAGUAUGGAUGUUGGUAUCGAGCUUCCAUAGCAGCUUGUGGUCAAGCGGAUCUCUAUGUGGAUUGAAGAGAGCGACUUCUACACAGUUAUAA
Cladophialophora immunda is the source of this 393-nucleotide messenger RNA. RefSeq lists its product as uncharacterized. The record is from RefSeq and is a predicted model, not a curated record. NCBI's taxonomy places the organism in Eukaryota, Fungi, Ascomycota, Eurotiomycetes, Chaetothyriales, Herpotrichiellaceae. The transcript has a single exon. Bases 1 to 393 code for a protein of 130 amino acids.